This is a messenger RNA of Exophiala spinifera, 237 nucleotides long. RefSeq lists its product as uncharacterized. Lineage: Eukaryota; Fungi; Ascomycota; Eurotiomycetes; Chaetothyriales; Herpotrichiellaceae. The coding region runs from base 1 to 237 and encodes 78 amino acids. Gene Ontology annotation, cellular component: mitochondrion. The transcript has 2 exons. The record is from RefSeq and is a predicted model, not a curated record. Gene Ontology annotation, biological process: mitochondrial respiratory chain complex IV assembly.
AUGUCUACAGCGUCCAAAGUCACUCUGUUGAGCACAGUGCUGGGCACAGCCGGAAUCGUAGCCUUCGUGCACUGGGCGCAGACCGCCGAACAAGCUGCCAUGCAUGCUGGCGUUGUCCGGGAUAUGGAGCAGCAACGAGUCAAGCGAGAAAGACAAGCGGAUUUUGAGAUGCAGAGACAGCUCGAGGAAGAAUACAAAAGGACACAAAACGUGCGCGACAGCACAACCGGAGCCUGA